CCGGAAGUUUACUGAUCAUAAUUCAGCGCCUGUUGGCUAUCACUAAAAUGAAAGUUGGUCUGUAUCUUCUCUUAUGAUUUGAAAGAGUGUCAUCAAAAUAUAUGCAUGACCAUGCUGCCCUGGAAGAGUUGUCUGCCCAUCCUGGUAGUACUGACAAUAUUUGGUCCGUUUUCGAGCUACCAGUCCAGUGACCCAGUGGCUGAGGAUGAUGAAGGAUAUAUUGACCCUUUUGACAUGGAAAACUUUCAGCAUCCGUCAUCUAAAAAAACUCCUCCAUCUCAACCAAAGAUUGAUGAUGAGAUUCCACUGAAGAUGACCACAGGUGUUCCGACAACACCGCCGACAACAGCUCCACCAAAGGCUAAACCAAAAGAGAAUACAGCACCAAAAUGUGAUAAGCCUGAUUCAAAGUCACAGUCCAACAUACUUUUUCGGAAUUAUGUCAAGUUUUUACUCGGAAAAUUUCGUGGAAAAUUGCAACAGUCAUCAUCUACAGAAGAAUUCCUGAUGUGGGUGAAAAUGUCGGGAGAUGAUGUGAAUAAUCUAGAAAUAUUUGCCUCCGGUCAGUCCAGCAAUGUUCACGAUGCACAUGAAAUUCUGACCUCCAUGAUAAAGAGAGUGACAAAGUCACACUAUGGGACGACAGAGAAAAUGCAGGCCUGGUUCCAGGACAAAUUUGGCUUCUCUUUGUGGGACGUUAUACAGAUACUCGCCAUGAUAGCGUUAGUUUGCGUUAUCAUGGCAGCAGGUUUCCGGAUCCACCUGACCUGGCGCCAGUUCGUACUUAAAGCCUGCAUUUUAGCCUUCCUCAUUAGUAUUCCUAUGACCUGGUAUGAACUUUACAAGGCAGCAGAGAUCCAACAGCAGACUGUGGCCAUGAAGGACGCACCACCGGAGUGUGUGAAGGAGAAAGAGGACCUAGAUGAUGGUGUACUUGAUACUUGGUUUGGUGUGGCUCAGUCAGCAUUCAGGGGAUUGUUUACAUUUAAAAAAGACAACUGUCAGAAAUACUACGAACACAUGCUUAUCAACCCAUUCCUGAAGGUUCCGCCCACAAAGGCCUUGGCUGUGACUUUUGUCCGUUUUUUCGUUUCCCCGUUAAAAGAUGUUGGCGAAGCUUUAGGAGAGUUCCUGAGAGCUUUACUGAUCGACCUACCCAUCACUUUGUAUCCAAUAGCCAUUGCUACCGUGACAAUAUUCUUUUUCCUCCUCUUGUUCAUGUGGAUGGGUUACAGCAUCCGUCUACCGUUCUUUUUGUCCAUUGAGCCAGGCCAAACGACGGUGGUUGGGGGAGACACAGGCACACAAGAAGCUUUGGAGGAACACAGCAAAGAAAUGCAGAAUCAGAUGAAGGCUAUACAGGACGCCCUGGUAAGUCAGGAAGAGAAAGUUAUGGAGAGGAUUAUGCACAUGGAGAAAGUCCAGAUGGCUUCUAUAGAGUAUGGGGCGUCACUACAGCAGCAAGGUGCUGGUGAUAAUCGCCCUCCUACCCUACCCAAGAGAGCCAAUCCCGCGGCACACCCUCAGAUGUCCAUCGAGGCAUCCGACCGCGAUAUGGAGAAAAGUUUAUCAUCAACAUCUUCAGGUGGCAGCAUUGUGGAUCAUUGUCCAAACAUUGAAAAUACAGAACUCAAAUCUCCAAUUCCCUGUUCCGAGGUUGCAGAUUCAGAAAACUGGACACAAAUUACAACUGAUGAUAUAAUAAAGGACGAGGGGGUAGGGGCUAACACCAGCUCAGCAUUACCAGGGACUGGUGAGCCGGUAGUGGCUGGUCCUACGCAACCAACCAAUGAGGUUGUGACACUAAGACCUGCAGGAAUCCAAACUUCUGAUGCCGCUUAAUUGAUUAUCUCCCCUUGUCUAUUUCCAUCAGUAUUUAUUGAUUAUCUCCCUUGAAGAUUUUGGGAAUGAAAAUGUCCAUUUUCAUGUGUAUUGUUUGAUAGUGAAAGUCGUAUGUGUAAGAUAAUGACUGAAAACAAAUCAAUUGAUGAAGUUGAGAUUGAUGACUAACACUCACACUUGAUUAAACUAGAAUGAUUUUGCUAAUCAUUUCAGUUCAUGUCCCAUAUACGAUCAUUAUUAUUAUUUUUUUUCAUUAACCUUAAUUUUCAACAAAUUUUGUUGACUUUUCAUAUGCGAGUUGGACUUGGCAUCUAGUUACUUUGUCUAUUUUAAGCUUCCUUUAAAACUGAAAAUCCACUAAUAAUAACAUAUACUUUAGAAUAUCAAAUUACAGUACGGGUAAAGGGAUACAACUUAUUCUUGGAUGGUAUUUCUUUGAAUAAUACAAUUCACAGUCUGACUCGUAGCUUGCAUUUAUUUAACGCAUUAUAUAUAAUCAUGCAAGAUAAGGAAAUUUAUUGAAACAUUUUCCUGUAUGAAUCCUGUGGUACAUGAGAUGUUGAGAGGUGUACAGGUUUAUACAGAAUCCCUGAUAUGGUGGGUUCCAUUCCUGAAACCAGGCACUGGAUCGAUCGUACAGCUAAUGGUGAGGAGGCCUCUGUGUAAUCAGCCGUAAUGGGUGAACUGUGUCACAGCAAACGAUGGGCUCAGCUCAGGAUCUGGCUCGCCCUAGGAUAUGACAUGCCUGUGCGAAACUAAUUCCAAAAUGUCACAACUGACUGACUAUUGCUGUGGUUUUCAGAAUUUCUACUCUAAACAUGGUAAGUGCAUACUGGAAAUGUUAAACUGGUAACAAUAUGGAAGAAAAUUCCCAAGCUGUGCAUGUUAAGUUACCCAUUUCGUUACUCAUACCCUGUAUGGGUGUAUGUUCAUUUCCAAACAAACCCAAGCUCAGCUGGGUUACGCAAACCCUUGUGCAUUUCAAACAAUAUAACCAUUGUACUUAUGUAUUUGUCAGUUGUUGGUGGAAAUACUAACAAACUUUUAUAUAAUUGAUUUAUUUUGUAAAAAAAAACAGCAAUUCUUCAGUCUUUAUAAGCCCAUUAUCAAGUAUGGUAUAUGUAAACAUAUAUUUUGUAAAACAUUAAUUUAUUCCUUUACAGAUUUUGAACAAAGUCUGUUCAAGUUUUGUUUGUUAGAUAUGAUAGUGUUAUCUUACUAGUAAAACUGGAGUGACUCGUCUUGACUCUUGUGUGACAGUAAAACUGGACAGACUCAGCUUGUGUGUCAGUAAAACUGGGGAGACUCGGCUUGUGUGUCAGUAAAACUGGACAGACUCGGCUUGUGUGUCAGUAAAACUGGAGAGACUCGGCUUGUGUGUCAGUAAAACUAGAGAGACUCGGCUUGUGUGUCAGUAAAACUGGACAGACUCGGCUUGUGUGUCAGUAAAACUAGAGAGACUCGGCUUGUGUGUCAGUAAAACUAGAGAGACUCGGCUUGUGUGUCAGUAAAACUAGAGAGACUCGGCUUGUGUGUCAGUAAAACUGGACAGACUCGGCUUGUGUGUCAGUAAAACUAGAGAGACUCGGCUUGUGUGUCAGUAAAACUAGAGAGACUCGGCUUGUGUGUCAGUAAAACUGGACAGACUCGACUUGUGUGACAGUAAAACUAGAGAGACUCUGCUUGUGUGUCAGUAAAACUAGAGAGACUCGGCUUGUGUGUCAGUAAAACUGGACAGACUCGACUUGUGACAGUAAAACUGGACAGAUUUGCUUGUGUGUCAGUAAAACUGGACAGACUCAGCUUGUGUGUCAGUAAAACUGGAGAGAUUUGCUUGUGUGUCAGUAAAACUAGAGAGACUCGGCUUGUGACAGUAAAACUGGACAGACUCGGCUUGUGUGACAGUAAUAUUGAAGAGACUUGCUUUAAUUAUUUGUGUGCCAGUUAAACUGGGGAGAUUCGCUUUUUGUGUUGGUAAAGCUGUGUACAUAUUCGCUGAAACUGGGGAAACUUGAUUGUGUGUCAGUAAAACUGUGGAUAGGCUCGCUUUUUUGUGACAGUUAAACUUGAUAGAGUCGCUUUGUGUGUCGGUAAAACUGGCGAUUGACUCACUGGUGUGUCAGCAAUAUUGGCGAUAGACUCGUCUCGUGUCAGUAAAUCUGUGGAUAGACUCGUUUUGUGUGUCAGUAAAACUGGGGAGACUUGCUUGUGUGUCCACAAAACUCGCUUUACAUGUCAGUAAAUCUGUUAAGUCACUUUGUAUGUCAGUAACACUGGCGAUAGACUCUUGUGUGUGUGUCAGUAAAACUGGCGAUACUUGCUUUGUGUGUUGGUUUAACAUGGAAGACUCUUUGUUUUGUGAGUGAAAUGAGAGAGACUGAAUUUUGUGUUGGUGAAACAGGCGAUCUUUUUUGUCAGCGAGACUUGUUUUGUGUGUCAGUAUAACUGAUCAAAAUUACAAACAACAUUGUAGUUGUGUUUAUUUCUGUAUUAUGUAUAUGUGACUUACUGUAUAAAUAAAAGGUGUUUAUCAGAUCAAUGCAAAUAUUGUAUUCAUACAGAAAACAACGACUCUUUAAGCUUAUAACUGUUUAAUAAUAAAGAUCUAUUGAA
Molecule: messenger RNA, 4455 nt
Organism: Pecten maximus
Lineage: Eukaryota; Metazoa; Mollusca; Bivalvia; Pectinida; Pectinidae
Product: chloride channel CLIC-like protein 1
Exons: 8
Coding region: 106-1842 (578 amino acids)
Cellular component (GO): endoplasmic reticulum; membrane
Molecular function (GO): chloride channel activity
Source: RefSeq, a predicted model, not a curated record